AUGAGCUUUCUUCCUGUCUUUUCUUUAGAAACAUGGAUUCUACUAAUCACGCUGAUCUACAUAUUUAUAAUGUAUGGCCAAUGGACUUUUGAAGUAUUUGAAAAGUUAGGGAUCCCAGGUCCUAAGCCUGUAAUUUACAUGGGAACAGUCAACAAGCAGAAUAACGUUUACUAUACAGGGGACUGUGAAAAUGCUCAGAAGUAUGGAAGAAUAUGGGGUGGGUAUGAGUUUAGGAAACCUGUGCUAGCUGUAGCAGAUCCCGACAUGCUGAGAACCAUCGUGGUGAAGGAGUUCUUUACCUAUUUUACCAACAGAAGGAUGAGAACACACAAGAUUUAUACUGAAUGGAACACAAGACAGAAUAUUCUACUAUCACUGGUAUUCACUCACAGGAUAUCCUUGAUUCUAGCAGUGUUCGUCAGGUGUCCAACAAUUUUAUUUUUCUCUUUAUCUAUUUUAUUUACCACUUCCCAGAAGUCAGAAGAUGUUCUUCAGUAUAUGAUCGACAGUCAGGCAACCAGUGAACGGAUGAAAGAAAAACAUAAGGAGGGUAAUUACAUGAUUCUAACUGAUCAUGAGGUUGUUUCCCAUGUGACAAUAUUUAUGUUUGCUGGAUGCAAGACUUUCUUAGCCUACAAUCUGGCAAGAAAUCCAGAAGUCAUGAAAUGUCUGCAACAGGAGAUAGAUUCUACUUUUAUGAAAAAGGGUCCGGUCCAGUAUGAAGCUCUGAUGCAGAUGGAGUACCUCAACAGUGUGGUUAGCGAUAGUAUGAGGCUCUACCCCCUAGCUGCACAUCUGGAACGAAACGCUAAAGAAAUUGUCAAGAUAAAUGGAAUCACAAUCCCAAAGGGCAUGGCUGUGAUGAUUCCCAGCUACGCUUUGCACCAUGACCCUGAGGUGUGGCCAGAGCCAGAGGAUAUCAGCCCUGACAGAUUUAGUAAAAAGAACAAACAGAACAUCAGCCCAUACACUUACCUUUCAUUCGGCGCUGGGCCGAGGAACUGCUUGGGGAUGGAUGUGAUUUGCUCACCUGUUCCCAAUCACACCUCCAGAUUUGACACUGUGGACACACCUACUUCCACUGCUACUCCUCCUUCUCCUUCUCCGUCUCCUACAUGUCUCCACAGCUGCAGCCUCUUCCCUUCUAGCACCUGUAUUCAGAGUGCUGUGGCAGCGGCAGCAGGUGAGAGCAAUCUGGGGCAUCAGCUGAAGCAGGAACAGGUGUGCCGGAGACAAUCAGUCAUCCACCUCCUCUCCAUAUAUUCAGACGCCAGUCACCACUUGGAUGCCGGAUUUUGGAACCUCAUCUGCCCUUUUGGACUCAUCAACCACAGUGUUUCCAAGCAGACACCGGGAUCCUCUCAGCCAACUCUCCAUCUUCAGUCAGGACUCCAUUCUGCCGUCGCUGCCUCUACCAUCAACCUCAGCCCGUUAACCCCCUAG
This is a messenger RNA of Amphiprion ocellaris (clown anemonefish), 1443 nucleotides long. RefSeq names its product cytochrome P450 3A27-like. The record is from RefSeq and is a predicted model, not a curated record. Gene Ontology annotation, molecular function: oxidoreductase activity, acting on paired donors, with incorporation or reduction of molecular oxygen; iron ion binding; steroid hydroxylase activity. The transcript has 14 exons. Bases 1 to 1443 code for a protein of 480 amino acids. NCBI's taxonomy places the organism in Eukaryota, Metazoa, Chordata, Actinopteri, Pomacentridae.